Molecule: messenger RNA, 5219 nt
Organism: Epinephelus moara (kelp grouper)
Lineage: Eukaryota; Metazoa; Chordata; Actinopteri; Perciformes; Serranidae
Product: tumor necrosis factor receptor superfamily member 19-like
Exons: 10
Coding region: 365-1495 (376 amino acids)
Biological process (GO): positive regulation of JNK cascade; positive regulation of canonical NF-kappaB signal transduction
Cellular component (GO): plasma membrane
Molecular function (GO): signaling receptor activity; protein binding
Source: RefSeq, a predicted model, not a curated record
AUUCCUCAACAACAUAUCGACUCUCAAACCAGCCGAUCUCUGAUCACACUUUGCUCUGCCUGAGCUCGGUCAGCGCUGUGUGGGACCGGGUCUUUGAUGUCUGCGGGCUGAUCCCAGAUCAGAUACAUGCGCCUCAGAUCCAUAAAGCCACCCCCCUCUCCCCGCCUUUGAUGUGUGCGCCGAGUGUAGUCCCCGGGCUGCUGCUGCUGCUCCUCUGAGUUGGGCUGGAGCUGCAGCGCUGACAUGGUGAGCGGACCGGUGCGGGAAACACAGCACCACACCUCUCACCGGUCUGCCUUCGACUUUUAACAACCAAUACUUUGAUCAACAGGAGCCUUUUAGCAGCUGCAGGCAACUCAUCAAAAUGGUUUGGAUCCUUCAACACACCUUCUCACUUCUACUAACUGUGCACAUCAUAGGUUCAGCUCUGAUUCCUGUGGGGGCCGAGGAGGAGACCAGAGAAUGCAGAGAGCAGGAGUACAAGGACCGCUUUGGGAACUGUAAACCCUGCAAGCAGUGUGAUGCAGGACAGGAGCUAUCAAAGGAAUGUGGCUUUGGUUAUGGAGAGGAUGCCCGGUGCGUGCCCUGCCGGAGCAGUCGCUUCAAGGAGGACCGGAGCCUGCAGAAGUGCAAGCCCUGCCUGGACUGUGGACUCAUCAACCGCUUCCAGAAGGGCAACUGCUCCACCACCAGCAACGCUGUGUGUGGCGACUGUCUGCCGGGAUACUACAGGAAGACAAAAUUAAGUGGCUUCCAGGACAUGGAGUGUAUACCGUGUGGGGACCCUCCACCUCCUUAUGAGCCGCACUGCAGUGGGCGUGUGAACCUGGUGCCGCUGCCCUCGGUGGUGACCAGCCCGCGGGACAUGGCCCUGGCCGCGGUCAUCUGCAGCGCUCUGGCCACCGUGCUGCUGGCCCUGCUGGUCCUGUGUGUCAUCUACUGCAAGAGACAGCUGCUGGAGAAGAAGCCCAGCGCGGCCUCUCUGAGGUCCCAGGAUUGUCCGUACAGCGGAGCAGAGCUGUCCUGCCUGGACCCACGCUGGCUCCACGACUUCCCCCAGAGACCCUGCUGCCAGUGUCACCUGGGCCCCGGACACACCUGUGGUCCAGUCCACCUGAUCCCGUCUCUGUGCUGUGAUGAGAGCUGCAGUCUGGGCCGCAGCCUGGACAACAGUCCCUUCCAGUCCCAGAUGAGCCUCAGUGAUGGAAAUACACCCCAGGAUGAGGAGGGUCCCCCGACACAGCUGGGAGAACAUCCAGAGUCUGCGUGCAAAGAGGCUGAUGGGAUGAGAGGGAGUUUAGAGCCUGCAGAGUGUCUCGGGCUGCCUCAGUGCAACGCCGAUCCUGCAGGGAGACUGGAGGUGGAAGAAGAAGAUGGGGAUGAAGAGGAAGGGCGCAGGUCAAGGGAGAACUCACCUGAGAGGACCAGACAGAGCUACAGUGAAGCUGUGACAGAUGCACUUCUCCCCAAACAGCACUCAAGUCAGGAAGGAUGACAUGGAUUUCUUUGGCUCGUGUUCCACCCUUGAACCACCCUGGACUCAACAACAGCCGCGGCCAGAUCCCGGAUCAGAUUACUCACUAACCCCCCCCCCCUUGUACAGACAGGCAGCAGCCACUCUCAAGUGUGGUCGCACCCCACCUUUUUGAAAUGCCUCCUGCUGACCUCAGAGCCCCUCAUCACUGGGUCCAAACAGAACAUGUACAUACAUAAAACAACAAAAGCACUGCUGAGGAAGGCAAAGCAUGAGGGCAAAGGGAUAGAAAUACACACACACACACACACACACACUCUCUCACACGCACACAAAAUGUGAACUCGCUGGCCCAGAAGGUGAAAUCAAAUGAAGUUCAAAUGUCAAGGACUAUUGACUUAUCCGCGCCGAGCAAAGUGAAUCAAAGUGAGCCUCUGCUCCGCCUCGAGAAUGUCUCGCAUCUUCACAUGUAGGAGAACAAACUGUACCACUGAUCUAGCAGCAGCUGGUGUUAUGAAGCUUUUGUGUGUAAAGGUAACAAAAUUUGAGGCGUGAAGAAAAAGUGUCAAAAGUAAUUAUGUUGCACAUUGAAGACAAUCUUGAUAAUAUGGAACAAGUAAAGACGAGGAAUGUUUAAGUGAUAAAUGUGUUGUAGAUACUGUAAAAUACUAAAUAGGUCAAUAUUUUUGUAACAUAGACAUGACUGAUGAUGUUUUGCUUUUCUUCCCCCAGUUAUAGUGUUGAUGGUUGUGAUUGGUCACUGCCACAUAUUGUUUUUGUAAAUAAACCACUUGAACAAGUUUACACACCGUGGAAUUUAUUUUCUCAAUUAUUCAGUGGAUUUGUUGAAUCAAACAAUUAGGCAACGCACUUUCAUAACGUUGAAGGACUUGCGUAAAACAAAUUUAAAAAAGAGGUUUGACAGUUGAUACCUCAGACCGACUCAUCCUGCCUUUUGGCCCUGUUUACACCUGGUAUUAACACGCAGCUUGGGUGAUCAGAUCACACGUGGACAGCGCUAAAUAUAAGGACGCAUUCACCCUGGCGCUAUUUGGUCUGCUUUAAACGAACCCUGGUCCGCUUCCACGGAUAGUUGGGUUUGUUUUGAGUGGUGUGGACGCUCAUUCGAACUCUGGUGCGGACCAAACGAGCAAAUUCUUGUCCGCUUGAAAACUGGUGGUCUCAGUUCACUUACAAGUGAACCCUGGUGCUGUUUGCUUGCAGUGGGAAAUGCAAACUGACUAUCCAGCGAACCAAAGAGAGGAAGUGAACCGAAGAGAGGAAGUGACGUAGGGCAACACACUGGGCAGCUUCUUGUGAAAAAACAAUUUGGUUUGAACACCAAAGUAAAAACAGAAACCCCAAGACUGAAUAAAUUUGGUGUUGGUCCAUUGUUUUUGAGGUGACCAAGCCGGCUGAAGGGGAUGGAUUUGCAUUUUCGGUCCUGGCCUGUCUUCUUCUUCCUCAUGCUUUUUUUCCUCCUGGUCAGUGGUCAUUUCGGGCAAUACCGCCCCCAAACAAUCAGCUGUUAUAACUGCGUGACGUUGUCCAGGUGGUUUGGUCCGCUUUAAAAAGUGCAGUGUGAAAGUGACCCGAACCAAAUGAAGGUGUGAACUUUUUCGGCAUUCCCUGGCCAAUCAAACAGAGUCCCCUGAACUAUCCUGGUGCGAAUGCCUCUAAGUGUAAACAACCACCAAGACACACAUAGCUUUUGUAUUGUGUUUGCUGAUGUAUCUCUGACCAGGACGACGUCAUCAAGGCAAGACAUUGUGGUUGUUUAGGUGACACCACACUAACACUCUGUAACUUAACCAUUUUACAAUGAGUUGGACCAAGUGAUACGUGACCAUCCAUCGUUUUGCCAUAUGGAAGUGGACAUGCUGAAUUCUGCCGACAGCAAUAUGUACUGACACAACCGCUAAUACAGUGGUUCCCAACUGGUUCAGCCACAGAGUCCAGAUUUCUCAUUAGCCAUUAGUUUAAUGUCCACAAAGUUCAAUAUAUUCAGUGUCAUACUUGCAUUUGGCCAUGUCAUCAGACUAGUUCGCUGUCUUUGUUAAGUAGCUUCCUGUUAUGCACUGACUCUACAGCAGGAAAUAGCACUCCAAAAUAAAAGCUUGUGUUGUAAAUUCACUGUACUUCAAAAUUAAAGUGUGUUUUUUACUAACUUGACACGUUCGCGAGUCACCAGCUGGGAACCACUAUGCUAAUGUGACUAGCGAGCAUGCUAGUGAGAGUGUGGACAUAAAAACUGCAUGCAGGGCCCUUUGACCUCGUGUAAGUGAUGUAGGUAAUGAUGAAACCUGAACACAGGUGGUCAGCUGGAGACAUGAGACACAUUUGUGAAUGGCAAUGUAUGUUCGUAUCACUGAAACACAUGUUAAUACCAGGUGUAAACAGGCUCUUUGUCUCUAGUUUCGUUUAAGCCUCAAAAACUCUGAAUCCUUCCCAUAAUCCAACUUCAGAGCAUAAAACAAUCGACAGAAAAUUUCGGGGAUCAGACAACACAAGCAUUAUGUAGACUUUAAGAAUAUCCCCCUAUUUUCCACAUUUUAUAGACAAAACAAUUUAUUAUUCUGAAACAAAUAUUCAAGAAGAUCUUUAACAACCGUUAACUGCAGCUCUAGAACUCAGUGUCUUGACAUCAGACCCUCUCUGUAAUACAGGCUUACCGUAAAUGUCUGUUGUCUCUAAGCCCAAAUUGAUGACAUCAUUGGGUUUUUCCAAACUUUACAAAGCUCCUCCAGAGCCACAGAAGACACACUCAGUUGCCAGUUCAUUACUAAUUAAACCUCGCCAAAACUGAUGAAGUCUAAUACAACGAUCCUACAAUAAAUCCUAUCUUAUCAAGGUUAUGAUGCUCAGUGGUUAUUUAAACAGAUUUUUAAACUCGUUUAGCGGUGCUGGUUAAACUUAAUGAUCAUUUUGGAGGAUGUAGUUGAGGGUGAAGUUAAGUCUAAAAUGACCGUCACAUCCAGACGAUCAGUCAAGUUGCUGUGUGGCCAGAGCCACCCAGCUCACUCAGUCUCUCUCAUUGAUGGCGUGUUCGCACCUUCAAUAACCAUGAAAAGCUGCUUCUCGCUGCCUGCCUCGGGUCUCAUAUCUGAGCGAGGCAAGCAAGGACAUUGUUACAGGCAGCAGCUGCAGUCCCAGCUCAGCUGAUAAUUACUGGCUGAAUCUGUCGAAACAGAUGCAAACAGCCGCUUUGUUGAAGAGACUGUUCUGGAGCGUCUGUGGAAAAAGUUCUUCAGAGACCAAGCUGCAAGAGGCUCUGCUUCAAAGUGAUGUUUGAAAGACUUUAACGCAGUGCGGAGUAAAAAGUUCUCGGCUCAGACAAUCCUGUUUAAAAUGUCCACGACUUUCUAAUGUCUUUGAAAAUGCUUAACACAAAGUGCUGAUUUUCUCUCUCUGACCUCCAGCGCACCAAACACUCCUCCUCCUCCUCCCCCCUCAAAACUCCAGACAGACAAAACAGAUGGAGCGGCAUUAAUUUAGAGCCUAAACAAUGACCACAUGACAGGAAGAGCAGAUUAAGUAUUCUUCCUCACGCUGAUUUGAUCAGGAAAAAACAAUGUGCUGCUCGUAUGGGAGCUGAAAACUGACAUUUAAUGAGGGGAUACUAGAUGAGGAAUUAAUGAGAAUAAAAGCAAAUUAAACAAUGAGAACCACAUAAAUAGGAACUUGGUGACAUUUAUAUGAGUAUGUUACAUUACAGAGGACAUUUUCUGUUUUUUUAACAACAAUC